This is a messenger RNA of Salvelinus sp. IW2-2015, 1975 nucleotides long. It is a transcript of the gene mapk14a, whose product is annotated as mitogen-activated protein kinase 14a. Gene Ontology annotation, molecular function: MAP kinase activity; ATP binding. The record is from RefSeq and is a predicted model, not a curated record. Lineage: Eukaryota; Metazoa; Chordata; Actinopteri; Salmoniformes; Salmonidae. Gene Ontology annotation, cellular component: cytoplasm; nucleus. Gene Ontology annotation, biological process: intracellular signal transduction; protein phosphorylation.
AACUCCAUGGUUUGUCCUUUGAGCGAGUAGAAGGAUUUGGAUCUCAUUUCGCGACAUUUUGUUGUUGCAGCAUAGGAGCACGGGCGCGCUGGGUAGGUAACGGAGUGAAAUCCUGGGAGCCUGAACGCAAAUCGGAGUAGAAACGCUUUCUCAUCGUAAUUUAAAUAAUUUUGCACCUUGCUACGAACGAACAUUGCAUCCAGCAUCUACUGAAGUUGAUAGAGUUUCCGGGCAUUUUCUUAAACAAGCUAGUACAGUAGUUAGCGAACUUACGUUAGUUGCACGAGUCUAGUUGACACCUUUGACCAACAAAAAGCAGAAGUCACAACUUGCAGUUUGAGGGUUGUUCUGCAGGAAUGUCGCUGAAAGAAAGACCCACGUUUUAUCGGCAGGAGGUGAACAAGACGAUUUGGGAGGUACCAGAACGCUACCAGAUGUUGUCUCCAGUCGGGUCCGGGGCCUACGGAUCGGUUUGCUCGUCGUAUGAUGAGAAGUCUAGUCUGAAGAUCGCAGUGAAGAAGCUCUCCCGGCCAUUCCAGUCCAUUAUCCACGCCAAGAGGACCUACAGAGAGCUACGUCUGCUCAAGCACAUGAAACAUGAGAACGUGAUCGGCCUUCUAGAUGUCUUCACACCUGCUACUAGUCUGGAGGAGUUCAAUGACGUGUACCUGGUGACCCACCUGAUGGGGGCAGACCUCAACAACAUAGUCAAGUGUCAGAAACUCACAGACGAUCAUGUGCAGUUCCUCAUAUACCAGAUCCUCCGGGGAUUAAAGUAUAUCCACUCAGCAGAUAUCAUUCACAGAGACCUGAAACCCAGCAACCUGGCUGUGAAUGAGGACUGUGAGCUGAAGAUCCUGGACUUUGGGCUUGCGCGGCACACUGACGACGAGAUGACGGGUUACGUUGCCACACGCUGGUACCGGGCACCAGAGAUCAUGCUGAACUGGAUGCACUACAACAUGACAGUGGACAUUUGGUCUGUGGGAUGCAUCAUGGCUGAACUCCUCACUGGCAGAACGCUGUUUCCCGGUACUGACCACAUUGAUCAGUUGAAGCUAAUAAUGCUGCUCGUCGGGAUGCCAGAGCCUGAGCUCUUGAUGAAAAUCUCUUCAGAGUCUGCCAGGAACUACAUCAACUCCUUGCCACAGAUGCCCAAGAGGAAUUUCUCUGACGUGUUCAUCGGUGCCAACCCACAAGCUGUGGACCUGCUGGAGAAGAUGUUGGUUCUGGACACAGAUGAGAGGAUAACGGCUGCCGAGGCUCUGGCCCACCCCUACUUCUCCCAGUACCACGACCCUGAUGACGAGCCUGAGGCUGACCCCUACGACCAGAGCUUUGAGAGCCGUGAGCUGGAAAUCGAGGAAUGGAAACGGUUGACCUAUGAGGCGGUGUGCGAUUUUGAGCCACCUAUCUUUGAUGGAGACGACAUGGAAUCGUGAUUGGAUGAUGUGAUUUCUACAAGCCCCUCCCCCUCAGCCCCUACAACUUUAUAUCACUGAGGUUCCCGCUUAUCAUACGACCUUUUGGGAAAACAAUAUCAUCCGAGUGCCUACAAACGUUUGUCUUUUGUUAUAUUUCUUAAGCUGGCGCUCUCUCUCCCCCCCCAUUCUGACUUGUAAAUGUGUUGCAAGGGAAACGUAACUAACAUGGCCUGGUCCCAGAUCUGUGUUGUGGCAUGACAACGGCCAUGGGAGUUGGCUAUUCAGCACAAACAGAUCUUGGAACAUCAAAAUGAAAAUGUAGGAAAGGAGAUUUUCAAGGACUGAAUAUCUGUAUUUACUACAAUGUAUUUUCAAGGCAGGAACAGAGGCAAGCAACAACCAACCACUAAUACCAUUAUUUGUCCAUUGCUGGAAAAUGCCAUGCUUCUGUUAUUAUUCUGUCUAUAUGUAUGUUUUAAAUGGCACCCUAUUUACUAUAUAGGAAAUAAGGUGCCAUUUGGGAUGAAACCUAUAUUUCAACUACACUGAUC